This is a messenger RNA of Danio aesculapii, 1562 nucleotides long. It is a transcript of the gene pmm2, whose product is annotated as phosphomannomutase 2. NCBI's taxonomy places the organism in Eukaryota, Metazoa, Chordata, Actinopteri, Cypriniformes, Danionidae. The transcript is spliced from 8 exons. Bases 136 to 888 code for a protein of 250 amino acids. Gene Ontology annotation, molecular function: phosphomannomutase activity. Gene Ontology annotation, cellular component: cytosol. The record is from RefSeq and is a predicted model, not a curated record. Gene Ontology annotation, biological process: mannose metabolic process; protein N-linked glycosylation; GDP-mannose biosynthetic process.
CAGGCGCUCCAAUACACUUCCGACAACACGGAAGAUGUGACGUUGCACUGCUGAAUGAAUGAACUGAUUGCCACUGAGUCUUCAUAAAACUUCACAAAGAGCAGAUAUUGAUUCCUAAAGUUUGCAAAUAUCACAAUGUCUAGUUCCACCGUGGAUUCGACAACGCUUUGUCUGUUUGACGUGGACGGGACUUUAACAGCAGCUCGUCAAAAAGCCACAGCGGACAUGCAUGAGUUUCUGUCUAAACUGAAACAGCGUGUGAAAGUUGGAGUGGUUGGAGGAUCAGAUCUGGACAAAAUCAAAGAGCAACUUGGAGAUGAUGUGAUUGACAGAGUGGAUUAUGUGUUUGCUGAGAACGGUUUGGUUGCAUACAGGUUUGGGCAGCUCCACUCUGUGCAGAAUAUUCAGGCCUACCUGGGAGAGGACAUUUUACAGGAGUUCAUCAAUUUCUGCCUCAAUUACCUUUCAAAGAUUAAACUGCCCAAAAAAAGAGGCACAUUUAUUGAAUUUCGUAAUGGAAUGCUGAACGUCUCUCCAAUCGGUCGAAGCUGCAGCCAACAAGAACGAAUUGAAUUCUUUGAACUUGAUAAGAAGGAGAAAAUUAGAGAAACAUUUGUCUCCGUUUUAAAAGAAGAGUUUGCUGGGAAGGGACUAGCUUUCUCCAUUGGUGGGCAGAUUAGUUUUGAUGUGUUUCCAGAAGGCUGGGAUAAGCGCUACUGUUUGGGAAUUGUGGAGAAAGACUCCUAUCAGCACAUCCAUUUCUUUGGAGACAAAACAAUGCCUGGAGGAAACGACUACGAAAUCUUUGUAGACCCCAGAACAAUCGGCCAUGAGGUCAAAUCUCCCGAAGAGACACAGAGGAUCUGCAAGGAGCUCUUUUUCAGCUGAGAAAACCCCCGAACACAAUAUCUAGAAUGAAGUAUACAGUAAACUACAGUGUCUAUGAGUCGUGAAACUAUGAAUGAAAGUCUCACUAUUGACUUUAUUGUCUUUGUUUAUGCACAUGUAUGUACCUUCAUGACAGGUGCUUACGAUAAAUCUGGAUUAAUGUGUACAGUAAGCGUUCAUUUUUAUAGGUAAUGUGAUCAUUACUUACGGGUUUAAGGAUCUUGGUGGAUGCUAGGGUCAUUAUGUCUGAACUCCUGUGCCUUAAAUCACACCAGUACUGGACAUUAUACGAUCUUCUAUUGAUAUUAAAGACAUCAUGGUCCAAAUAAAAGGGGAGAUCUUUUUUUAGUUAAGGCCCUGUUCACAUUUAUAUUAAGAUGCGCUUUGGUUUGUCACAGGGAGGUGUUCUCAUUUAUUCCUGGUGUUUAAUUCUACCUCUAUUGUCCAGGUUUAAUGAAUGAAAACUUUUAUUACUUUUAAAAACACUGUUUCUGAUAUUCUGAUGUAGUAUUACAAAGAAAGCUUAUGCUAUUGACACGUGUUAGGAUCACAACUGCGAUUUCUGUUCUCGGAAGUGGAGUGAACAUUGUGCUGUUUUAUACUCUUUUUGUACAUUUAAACCAGUCAUAUCUGGUAACCAAAGUGAAAACCUAAUACGUGUUUACACUGCUAAA